CGCUUGUGCCUGAAGAGUGACGGCGCAGGCACAAAUGUCGAUGUGACCCGCCAGGAUUCUCGGUACGAAUCACGUAGGGGUUGGAGAUUUCUCUCUUUGAAGACCUCGCGCUGUAGAAAUGUAUGUCAAACGGUUCAUGCUGACUGCGCCUGUCAUGGAGCCAAGGAUAAAGUUUGAUCCUUUCAUCUAUAAGUAGCAAUUAUUCAUGACAACCUGUCAUCCUGUUAGUCCGAGCUUACAUAGGAUCGGAGGGCACAACCCGUUUGCUGUACAGGUCCAUUGAGCAUGUCCCUACUUAAACCUGCUGUGUCCCCAAGAUCCUCCUCAGAAAACACCAUGCUGAAGCUGGAAUUGUCCAGUAGUUCAUUUGUGAACACUGUCAUUACCGACCACAGGGGACGACCGUUAUAUCACCUUACGACCUCGACUGGGAUGUGGAAGGCUGGACCUACGAGGAUCUAUCGAGUCGGUGGUGGUGCGAAUGGGACCGGCGAAAUUGCCACUAUAACUUGGCGUGCUUAUCGAAGUACACAAGUGAACUAUAGAGGGUUCAAGAUGGAUAUGAAGACUUUCAUGCCGAAAGCUGGGUUCUGGUCAGGGAAGCGGACCCUCACAGGCCCGGAUGGAACGCGAUAUUACUGGAAGAAACGCUGGGGAAAACCGGCAGACCUGAAACGUGAAUCGGGUAAUGGUCGUUCAGCAAAGCGUGUCAUGCGGAUUCGCAAACCUUUCAUGAGUUCUAGAACGUACAUGGAGAUCGACCGAGAGGCUGAACAUAUGCUGGAAUUGAUCAUUGUCGGUGCUGCUUUCAUGGAACGAGAAAGGUUAGGAGCGGAUUCAGAUGUAGAUGGUGGGGAUGCAGAUGAUGGGGAUGCAGAUGGUGGGGAUGCAGAUGGUGGGGAUUACCUGGCGGCCAUGGCCAGCACUGGGUAUGGCGGAGGCUACUGAAUUUAUAAGUAAAAGUUUAGUAUAUCAGAUUGUUGUUACAUGAUAUUAGAACGGACACAUAGUGCAGAAUAAUAAUCAAUGUAUGUGCAGAGGGAAACUUCCCAAUUAUGAGGAUGACGUCGCAUCAUUGCAUAGCGCAAACUUAGGUUUCGGAAAGUCGACCUCGAACCACGGUAUCCACUUCUUGUCGGGGGUCUGGCCGAACCCAACG
Somion occarium is the source of this 1159-nucleotide messenger RNA. The record is from the annotation of a GenBank genome assembly. NCBI's taxonomy places the organism in Eukaryota, Fungi, Basidiomycota, Agaricomycetes, Polyporales, Cerrenaceae.